UUACUUUCGUAAUUUGCGGCUGUCCACUCCAGGCGCGCUCUUCAUUGCGGUAUUAUUCACAGUUGGCAGGAUCCAACAAUUCGAAGGUCAACAUGUCUACCAUGGAUUAUGACGAACAUGAGUCCAAAUUUAUGCGCAAAGCAAGAGAAAACCCAUUCGUCCCUGCAGGAAUGGCUGGAUUUGUAGGUAUUGUGGCCUUUGGACUACUCAAAUUGAGAAGUCGUGGGAACACCAAGAUGUCUGUCCAUCUUAUUCACAUGCGUGUAGCAGCACAGGGUUGUGUGGUCGGAGCAAUGACAAUAGGUGUCAUCUACUCGAUGUACAGAGACUACGUGCUGAAGCCCAUGGAGGAACAGAAAGCCCUGAACCACAAGUGAAUGUUGUCAUGUAUAGCUAUGAACUGCACCUGAUACGUUUGUCCUUGACACUUUCUAAUUUAUAGAAUCAAGUAGUGUUUUUUAGUAAUGGGGGUCUUUUCCCAUUUUAUACAUUUUGCGCCUCAGUUUUCUGAGGUCAUCACUUUAUUUUAUUGUUGGGCCUGAUCAAGUGAAGAUUUUAAGGGAAGGUGGUUUGUAGACAGCAGCAAAUUAUGCUGUGUACUGCAAGUGGUCUGCAUCAAGACAUUUGUGAAGUGGGUAACUCCAUUCAAAAAAGGGACAUAUGGUCGUAUGGAGUUACAGGAAAAGAAUGCAAAGCUGUGGACAUCACAGUUGUAAAAACAAGGGGUACCGACGGGGCACAAUAUCCCUUGAUCAAGGCCUUGUAUCAUCACAAGGGACAAAACGGCAUGAGUUUGGGAGUACGAACAUAUUCAUGUAACCUAAGUUGAUACCCUUUUCGGUAAUACCCUACCGGUACCGGUAGUACCGCUAGUACCCUACCCCCCAGUUAUGGAAGGGCAUUUCACACUUUGGUGGACAUACACCUCCACCCUGCACAGGCUCGCCUCUUGAAUAACUCCACCAGCACCAAAGGAAUGCCAUCAGCCAGCCUUUUUUGUUGUUGUUAAUUGUUUGUAAGUGCCAUGUGCCUUAUUGAAAAUUGUAUUUAUUUUGUGGAGUUGAAUUGUAUCUUACUCAGUGUUUUUGAAGCAACCUGCAUAGAAAAGAAGAUACUGUGAUUUGUUUUAAGCCCAGCCCUUUUAUAGGAAGUUUAACUAUUCCCAGUCAAAUAGGGAUUACUCUCAUUUGACAGUGAUGUGCUACCUACGUUUGUAUUAAACAAACAAUGCUUUAGUUUUUAUCGAGCCGUUUGUGUUGUUCGGUUUCAAGAUGUACACGGUAGAUCACCAGUAUUUUAUUGUGGAUAGGGUGACUGGCAUGACAGCCAUCAUUUCUUCACUUUUUUUUUUUUUUUACCUCUGGUUCAAAUGACUCAAAACCAUAACUGAUGUUACUAGCAUCAGUAUAAGGGGAGAAUGAAUGAUUGUUUUCCUUUUCCCAUGAUGAUCUACUGUGUAAAACUGUAGAGAUGAAAAUAAACAAUUUUCAGAUAUGUGAAUUUCA
Engraulis encrasicolus (European anchovy) is the source of this 1505-nucleotide messenger RNA. RefSeq names its product HIG1 hypoxia inducible domain family, member 1A (gene higd1a). The record is from RefSeq and is a predicted model, not a curated record. The transcript is spliced from 4 exons. NCBI's taxonomy places the organism in Eukaryota, Metazoa, Chordata, Actinopteri, Clupeiformes, Engraulidae. Bases 93 to 377 code for a protein of 94 amino acids. Gene Ontology annotation, biological process: mitochondrial respirasome assembly. Gene Ontology annotation, cellular component: mitochondrion.